Monascus purpureus is the source of this 438-nucleotide messenger RNA. Lineage: Eukaryota; Fungi; Ascomycota; Eurotiomycetes; Eurotiales; Aspergillaceae. The record is from the annotation of a GenBank genome assembly.
AUGGGGCUCUCCGAUAUUUUCUCCGAUAUCGUCUCCUCCCUAGGCUUCGCCGAGGCCCAAGCUGAGGCUCCUGUUGAGGAAGUCGAGACCAGCCCUGCGGAAGAGGACACCGAGAAGACAACUUCUGGCGAAGAAGUGACCGAGGAGUCUCCCGCUGAGCCCGAGGAGGAGGAAGAGGCUGAACCCGAGGAAGAGGAAGAAGAGGAAGAGGAAGAGGAAGAAGAGGCCGAGGACAUCAAGCCCAAGUUGGAAGAGGAAUGCGCCAACUCUUUUGUGUGCGCCCCCUUCAAGCACCACUUCGAUGAGUGCGUUGAGCGUGUGACCCGGCAGCAGGAGGAAGAAGGGAGCGCAAAGGAGGACUGUGUCGAGGAGUUCUUCCACCUCACACACUGUGCUACCCAGUGUGCCGCUCCCAAGCUCUGGAGCUCCCUCAAAUAA